Molecule: messenger RNA, 3753 nt
Organism: Ictalurus furcatus (blue catfish)
Lineage: Eukaryota; Metazoa; Chordata; Actinopteri; Siluriformes; Ictaluridae
Gene: phyhipla
Product: phytanoyl-CoA 2-hydroxylase interacting protein-like a
Exons: 7
Coding region: 514-1506 (330 amino acids)
Cellular component (GO): cytoplasm
Molecular function (GO): protein binding
Source: RefSeq, a predicted model, not a curated record
UUUACGAACGCUUUAAGUGCAGUUAAUUAUUUGUCAUGCUGUACGUGCUAACAGACAACUGCUUGAAGCGGUGUGUGUGUCCCAAAUCGCGUAGUUACCGUCUAUAUAGUAGCCGAGAUACAUGUAUUUUUCCCCACUACAGGCCUGUAGUAGGAAAGUAUGCAAUUUGGGACACAGCCGAACUCUCUUGUUCGCCGUAAAACGUAAAACUGCCGUGUGUGAUCGUGUCCUGUCGCAAAAUGCGGUGAAAACUCCCACACGACGUUAAUAUUGUGAUUAAGGUGUUUACAUGUCUAAUGCGACUAAAACAGAAGUACUCCACUUGUCUUAAUUAGAUUAUUGCUUACUUCGAUUAUGACCUUAAUUAUAUUAAGAGCUAGUGAGUCUGACACUCCUUUCUCCUUUCCUGUCUAAGAGAGAGCGAGAAAUUAGAGGCUGGUGAAGGAAGGAAGGAAGGAACGGCUGUGUUUAUAACUGCUGUAACGUAAGGUGGAGGAGAGCGGCGUGGUGGAGAUGGAGCUCCCCGUGCCCAUGAACAUUCGGAUCAGCAACAUCACCUGCGACUCCUUUAAGAUCUGCUGGGACAUGGACCCUCGCACCAAAGAGAAGAUCACGCACUACUUCAUCGACCUGAACAAGAAGGAGAACAAGAACUCCAACAAGUUCAAACACAAGGACGUGCCCACUAAACUGGUUGCCAAGGCCGUGCCGUUGCCGAUGACGGUGCGAGGCCAUUGGUUCCUGAGCCCGAGAACCGAGUACACGGUCGCCGUGCAAACCGCAUCCAAGCAGGGCGAUGGAGACUACGCCGUGUCUGAAUGGAGCGAUAUUGUGGAGUUCUGCACUGCAGAUUACUCCCCUGUGCAUCUGACUCAGCUGCUCCAGAAGGCUGAGGUCAUCGCUGGCAGGAUGCUCCCCUUCUCCGUCUUCUACCGCAAUCAGAACCAAGAGUACUUCGACUACUGCAGUAACGCGCAGGGCGGCCGGAUGCUCCCCUCAGUGAAGGACAACAGCGGAAGUCACGGCUCUCCGCUUAGCGGCAAGCUCGAGGGCAUCUUCUUCAGCUGCAACACGGAGUUUAACACAGGUGAGCCACCGCAGGACUCUCCGUACGGCCGCUACCGCUUCCAGAUCAGCGCCGAGGAGCUGUUUGGGCCCGACACGCGGAUCUACUUCGGCGACUUUUACUGCAUGUACACGGCGUACCACUACGUCAUCCUGGUUCUGGCGCCGCGCGGCUCGCCCGGAGACACCUACUGCAGCGAGAGGCUGCCCGAGCUGGACGCCACCGACAACCGCUUCCUGACCCGCGUGUGCGCUGAAGACGGGCGCGUGGAGUUCCGCCACGCGCAGGACGUCAUCCUGGAGAUUAUCUACACCGAGCCUGUAGAGCUGACCCGUGGCAGCGUGGCCCAGAUCAGCGGCCAUCAGCUGAUGAGUCUGUCCACCAUCAACGCCAAGAAGGACCCGAGCUGCAAGACGUGCAACAUUAGCGUGGGGCGCUAACACCCCACCGGCCAGGACUUCCUGACCGACUGUGUCCGAUCCACAUAUCACACAAUUGAAAGACACGAAUAUUAGCAUGUACGCUAGCGCAAUCCACAAAUCCUCAAGACCUGCAAACAUUAGCUUGGGAUGUUAGCGCUUGUAGACAAACCGCCAGCUAACACUCGCGCAAACCGAGCUGUCUCCAAAUCUCCAGAACUCCAAUGUCAGCAUGCGUUACUACAGUAACGUGUGGGGUGCCAACACUUCCACUCAAACUCAGUCUGGACCUGCAACAUCAGCAUAUCACGCUAACUCCGGCGCAAAACACGAACUCGACUAACCACUCCUUAGAUCCUACGCCAACAACUAAAGAAAACGUCACGGCUCCAGAAGAAUUCGGAAACUGUGAAACCGCUCAGUCCUCCGUGCUGUUGGUCUCCAUCACCACGGUGACACGAGCUUACGGCCCCAAAAGAAGCAAAAAAAAAGACGUCUCCUGUCCUCUCCGCUGCAUACUUUUUGGACAAAGAAACAUUCCUGCAUCUGUAGUGUGUAAAGAUUACCACAGGCAGGAAGUUCAUCACGAUUUCCUUUACUGAUUUCCUCUUCGCUCAGAAUGACCAGAAGUCUCGGAGCAGCUCCCGAGUUCGUGGAGAUGAUCUACUCAACGUGUUUCGUAUAAACGUUUCAUUGCCGGGGUUCGUUCCGAGACGGACGAAUGCUCAUCCGUGAAUGCUCGAAUCUGAUUGGUCAGAAGGUGUGCGGUAUUUUCGUGUAAGAACGAUAGGUUAAUAUCGACGCGCUUAUUGCGAUAAUACGUUAUCGUCUCCAUGGUAACAGCACGUACACAGGGACUUGUAUGGCGGCCGCUCCGUAUAACCCGAGUCUAAUAAUAAACAGAUUUAAAAACAGGUUGGGGUUGUUGUUUAGCAAAGGGAGUCUCGGGUUAUGUGUUCUGUUUUCUCCGUAAGUGUGUGUGUGAGAGAGAGAGAGAGAUUCUGGUGAGAGGAUGCUUGUUUAUUGUAUUGUAACGUGAACAGGACGUCCCAUAACAUUAAAUCUAAACCGCUGUAUCUAUUUUCCUGUAACCGCACGGUCUGUGGUGUGUUAUUCCUUACUUACUGGAAAGAGUAAAUCAACCACAUUCCUUUGUACUCCAUUCCUCCGCUGUUGGGAAUUUGGACAAGUAAAGAGUGAAACACUUCAGAGCGUGCCGUUAAAAUAAAACGCUCAAGGACGUAAAACUUGAGUUGCUGUUACCACGCAGGAUUUAUUUUUUAUUAAUUAAAGAACCACACGUCAUACUUAUCCGUCUAGAGUUACAGUUAAUAACUUGUUUCGUGGACGUUCCAAGACAUCUCUUGCGUCACAGCAGCUAGAAACAGUCUAACCCUCGGCAGCCUCUCCGUUCUUCCUUUCUCGCUCUUAAAAUAAGACGGGAAGAAAAAAAAAAACCCACGCAGCUUUUCAUGUUACCGAGAAACCGCAAACCUGCUUUUACAGCUUGACCUCUGGCAACGGAGACUCCUUCCAAACACGCUAAAUAAACCUUCACCGUGUUGAGCGUCCAUCAUCCAAGUCCCUGUGUACGCGGUUGCUACUGAUACGAUAACGUUACUGGAACGAGUGAAUUACAGCUGGGAUUACUGUCAUUCAUUGGUUCAUUAAGUCCUUCUGACCAAUCAGAUUUGAGAAUUCAACACCGCUGUGGUGUAGAAAGCUGAAGGGGGGGGGGGGGGGAAACAUUAAGGUUAAGGCUUUCUGUCAUCACAUUUACACUGAAUUAUAUACUCGCAUAUUUUGAACGUUUAUCGACGGGAAACUUGGAUCUUUAUCGUAACCGAGUAAAACAUGCCGAACUUCUUGCCUGUGUAAUCUCACAUGCAGUACAGUACGCUACACGCAGAGUGGAUUAGAUCAGGUUAAAAACCGCUGGAGUGUUCCUUUAAACGAAAUCAAAAGUCCUCAGUUCACUUUUCCGCACCAACACGGCUGAGGGUUUUGCCGAAGACCGAGCGUGACCGUUACUCCAGGGCUAAAACUUCUAUCCGGUGGAUCCGUGGCUGGGCGAUACGACACGAAUAUCAUAUCACGAUACUCCAGGACGUUUCUACGCUACGCGAUACAUGUCACGAUUAUAUAUAGCUCGGUGAACGAACUGUCCGCAAAACAGUAGUAAGAUAAACAAACGUUAAACUGAGUGUGACGAUAUUUCAUUUUUCUUCAAUGCCUACAAACUUAAAAAUGAAUAAAAAGUCAAAUCAA